Molecule: messenger RNA, 726 nt
Organism: Prorocentrum cordatum
Lineage: Eukaryota; Dinophyceae; Prorocentrales; Prorocentraceae
Source: the annotation of a GenBank genome assembly
GCGACAGGCAGGCCGCGGCGCAGCUGUUCGCGGCGACCGCCGCGGCGGCCGCCGCGGCGGCCGCCGCAGCCGGGCUGUGGUGGAGGUGGCGCUGCCGCUCGCCCGAGGCGGUGCUCCGGGAGGCCCUCGCGAGGUUGGACAGCGCGCAUCGGGCGCCCUUCUCCGAGAAGGACGAGGCGGACUACUGCGAGGCGGCGGGUGGUCCGCCUGCGUGGCCUCGCGGGCGAGCGCGUGACGCCCACGCUGCGGCUGGGCGCGCGGGCGCAGCGCCUGGAAGCAGAGAGUACGAAUCUUCAACGCUUGCUGGGCAGCCUCGACGAAGCGCUGGGGCACGGCUCCGUCGAGAGGGUGCGCGCCUUGGUGGCCAAGAGCCUCCCGCUGUGCCCGCACCCGUGCUCCCCGCGCGCGCUGGGCGACCUCGACGGCCCCCCCGCUGGGGAUGCGGAGAUGCAGUGCAUCGAAGACGCGGCGUGCUUGGUCUUUCUGGAAAAGGAGCUGCAGGACGGGUUCGACGACGGCAAGCAGGACGAACAGAUGGUCCGCCUCCUGCUCGUCUUUGCAGCCCUCCCCGUGCCCUUGUUCUCAUCGCCACCCUCCAGCUUGCCCCUGUCCUGGCCCCCGACGUCGUCGUCGCCGCCGUCCUGGGAGCCGUCGCAUUCUGCGCUGCGGCGUGCAGCCGAGAGCGCGGCUCGUGUGUACCUGUGGCUGAAGCUCAGUGUUGUUUAA